AUGGAAGCUGAGAAGAGAUUCCGAUGUGGUAAAACUAUUGAUGCAUCAGUUCAGAAGCAAAUUCUGCUGGAAAAGCAACAUUGGCGUGAAAUUCUAGAAAGGCUCCUAGCCACAGUUCAGUUUUUAGCAUCUUACAACCGACCAUUUAGAGGUCACAGAGACACUUUAGAAGUAGAGAAAAGUGGCAAUGUCAUAGACCGGAUAAAGCAUUCUGCAAUGUUUGAGCCUGUUCUCCGUGAACACUUACAGCGAAUAGAAGACAAACGUAUUCACAACCACUACUUGGGAAAAAACAUACAAAAUGAAUUAAUUGCCUUGGUGGCCAAGCACGUCAAGCAGACAAUUAUUCAAAAGAUUCUUCAAGCAAAAUAUUACUCAAUCAUUCUUGAUUGUACGACCGAUAUCAGUCACAUUGAACUGAUGACAGUGAUAUUGCGCCAUGUUGAUGAAGUGUCCGGCAAUAUUGAAGAGCAUUUCAUUGGAUUUAUAACAGUUGAAAAAACUACAGCUGAAGAAUUAACAAAAACCAUACUGUUUGAAAUUGAUGAGUUAGGUUUGGACAUCAAAAACUGCAGAGGGCAAGGAUAUGAUAACGGCGCUAACAUGCAGGGAGAGAAAAGUGGUGUGAAAACCAGAAUAUUAAAUAUCAAUCUUUAGCCUUCUUUACACCCUGUGGUUGUCACAGUUGGAAUUUGGUGCUUGGUGAUGCAGCAGCAUCUUGUUCAAAAGCAAAAUGAUUUUUUGGUGUUUUGCAAAGGUUGUACACACUAUUUUCCGGGUCAUCCAAUAGAUGGUCUGUUUUAAAGGAGAAGGUAAAUAUCACCCUCAAGCCAUUGUCUGAAACUAGAUGGGAAUGCAGAGCUGAGAGUGUAAAGGCUGUCCGGUACCAGCUACAAGAAAUUGCUGAAUGCCUGGAAGAAGUGACACAGAAAAGUAAUGAUCCUAAUUCACUACAAGGAGAAAUGUUGUCAUCCGAGUUUGUUUUAUCAUUAGUUGUGUGGUAUGAGAUUUUGGUGAAAAUAAACCUGGUCAGCAAGGUAUCGAAAAAGUCUAAUAUGCAGUUGGAUACUGCAUUAAAACAUUUGGAGGAAUUCAUGUGCUGUUUGGAAGACUACAGACAAAAUGGCUACAAUUCUGCCAUAGUUGCUGCCAACGAAAUUGCACAAGAAAUGAACCUUGUAAGAGAAUUUCGACAGUGCAGGAUACGCAGGACCAAAAGAAUGUUCGACUAUGAGGACCCAGAUGAAGUGUUGGUUAACCCUGCAGACAGGUUCUGA
This is a messenger RNA of Pelobates cultripes (western spadefoot toad), 1277 nucleotides long. Lineage: Eukaryota; Metazoa; Chordata; Amphibia; Anura; Pelobatidae. The record is from the annotation of a GenBank genome assembly.